AUGGACACCCUUAAGAAAAACCCAAAACAAAAUAAAAUUCUUGGAUGUAGCAUGUAGACUGUAGAGCAACAACUCCAGGACAAAUGACAGAAGCAGAGCAUUUUACGACUCAAAACUUCUACUCCUAUUAAAUUCCCCCUUCCCUAAUUCAGCUGCUCUUCAAAGCCCUUAUAUCUUCUGAAUACAGAAAAUAUCAAACCAUUUCAACUUUUAAUCAUUGUAAUUGUAUUGAAGCUGAAGAACAGCAUCCCCAAUUAUAACAAAGUUAAAAAAAUUGUGAUUAUAAAUUUCCCAACAAUCAAACUUCAUUAUGUUGAGCCAAUCUUGUUGCUACAAGGUUCAACAAACCCUUGAACCUUCGUGUUCUCAACCGGCGGUUCCGUGCCUUCCUCUUCAAUUCAAGAAUUCGAACUUAUUUGGAUCCCAGUGUAAAGGUUUUAAUCGUGCAAGACGAGGUUUUGCUCAUUCAAGUUGUAUCCAUUCGCUCUCUUCGACUAGAGCUCGAGUGGUUAAAGCUGUUACCACUCCUAAUUCAGCUCUGGAGCUUCCCCUAACUGAAGAAAAUGUUGAAAGUGUACUAGAUGAAGUGCGGCCAUAUCUAAUGGCUGAUGGUGGUAAUGUUGCUGUGCAUGAAAUUGACGGAAAUGUAGUUCGAUUGAAAUUGCAAGGAGCAUGUGGAUCCUGCCCCAGCUCUGUAACAACCAUGAAAUUGGGUAUUGAGCGCCGCCUUAUGGAAAAAAUUCCUGAGAUAGUUGCAGUGGAAGCAAUUCCUGAUGAAGAAACUGGCCUUGAGCUAAAUGAAGACAACAUAGAAAAGGUUCUUGAAGAAAUAAGGCCGUUCCUUAUAGGAGCUGCUGGUGGAACUUUGGAGCUUGUUGGGAUUGAAGAGCCAAUCGUGAAAGUCAAAAUCACAGGUCCAGCUGCCGGAGUGAUGACUGUUCGAGUGGCUGUGACACAGAAAUUACGCGAAAAGAUCCCUUCCAUUGCAGCCGUUCAACUUUUAUCUUAAUUUUUGAUAUGCAUAAUAAUAUUACAGGCUUUACAGCUAUACCAAAAUAGUUUUUGGUGCAAAGCUACACGCUAGAUAGUGUUUGUAAGUUGUAUUAGUCUUGAAGGAUAUGUAUAAUUGUACAGUGUCAUUCAAUUUGGUUGAUCACUUAAAUUUAAUACAA
Molecule: messenger RNA, 1172 nt
Organism: Chenopodium quinoa (quinoa)
Lineage: Eukaryota; Viridiplantae; Streptophyta; Magnoliopsida; Caryophyllales; Amaranthaceae
Product: nifU-like protein 2, chloroplastic
Exons: 5
Coding region: 311-1009 (232 amino acids)
Biological process (GO): iron-sulfur cluster assembly
Cellular component (GO): chloroplast stroma; mitochondrion
Molecular function (GO): iron ion binding; iron-sulfur cluster binding
Source: RefSeq, a predicted model, not a curated record